Molecule: messenger RNA, 11138 nt
Organism: Patiria miniata (bat star)
Lineage: Eukaryota; Metazoa; Echinodermata; Asteroidea; Valvatida; Asterinidae
Exons: 5
Coding region: 400-9696 (3098 amino acids)
Biological process (GO): positive regulation of DNA-templated transcription
Cellular component (GO): nucleus
Molecular function (GO): transcription coregulator activity; DNA binding
Source: RefSeq, a predicted model, not a curated record
CCGUACUCAUUUAUUUUUACGUGCUCGAUCGAGGUCUCCAUGUUGAAGUUGUAAUCAUCGUCGAACAUUUGCGUGACCAUAACAUGGACCAAAAACGCAGUCCUAGCGGAUUGGACCCUGGCCGUGCAAGUGGACCGUCACCUUGAUGAGUCACUGGGAGCAUUUGAGCAGGAAGAGGACCUCUUCCCACAGAAGUUGGACUUGCUGCCCUAUCCUCAGGAAACCUCUUGGCCAGGGAAGUUGUCACUUGCCGGUUGGUGAUACUUGUGUUCCAUAAAUUCAAAAGGCAUUUUAGUUUUUGCAAGACAGGAGUGGAAAAAAUUUGAUUAACAGUUCAUGUGUGGAUAACUGGUUGGAGUUAACACUCUCAUAACUGACCUUCGUAGGUGGCCUUAUAACAUGGGACGUCGUUCUUUGUUGGCGAAUGGCUCGAAGAAGACGAGGAUUGAACAGUCUCAUUUGGUUCAUAAGAAUGGCCGCAUUAAGAAACCGAGGGAGCUAGACGUGUCACAAAGCGUAGUCAUGAAACCAACGUCGGUGUACUGCAGAUCACCUGAUGAUGGGGGUGGUACAUGUAAGUCUACGAGUGCAGUAUCAGAGGGCAGGAGAACAUUUAUGCACCUGCGACCACACAAAACGUACACGCCGCUCAUUGGCUUGUCCAGGAGAAGGCUUAAGACUGGGAUGAACCAUGCAAAGGCAUCAGCUGCAGAUACACACCUAAGUGGAAGGGACUCAUUGUCUCUUCAGAAGGUGCAUCCUCCUGCAUCUCAUGCGCAAGGCAGAUCCUCAGGGGCUCAAGAAAAAUCAGCAUUGAAGAGAGUCAGACAAAGUGAAACACUGUUGGAAAUGAGUCGGACAACCGCAGCUUCAUCAAACAGUAGGAAGAAUCACUGCAAAGGAAAAAGAAGCCAGCAUGUGAAGCAAGCCACACUGACUUGUCAUAGAGCCUGGCAACCACCAAGCUACAGUAGGCUCCUUCAAACCAUGGGCAAUCAUCGUUUGUCUGUGACAUUACAGCCACUGCCAUCACGCUCGGAUAAACAACAUGUCCUUGAAGCUUCAAACGGGAAAGCAUCUAGAUCUGCUGAUACAGAUACCGAAGCAGAUGGUAUGAAAACGAAGUGCCAGCUGAUUAAGGUUGAGCCAAACAUCAGCAGUAAUUGUGCUCAGUGGCAAAUCGACAAGCGAAGGCUGGCCAAGGACAUGUUACCUAAGAACAGUCUAUCCAGGCAGGAUUCACAGCUGAAAAGCAAGGAGGAAAGCGAACGUACCCACAAGACUGCAAUGUUGCUAAGAUCAAACAAGAAGUAUGUCUCUGUUUUUCAGAGAAAACCACGAAGAUCGGCACCAGCAUGUGUUGCGUUAAGCUCUACUGCGUCUGGUGACCAAUCCAGUAACUGCCAGUUGAGUUUUAAAGACUUGCAGUCCUCUCCAAGUGUUGAGCGACAGACUCCUGAGAAACACGAAAACGUAAAUGAAGCUUCUGCAGCCUCUUUGACUUCACCUGAGCAGUGUACCACGAUCCAAAGUCCAAAGUGUGUGCACAGCAAUAUCACUCCAACUUUUGCAAUGGAAUCAAAAUGCAAUGUAGAGCCAACAACUCAGGAAGUGGAGCAGUCCUCAAAUAGGAGGGUUCUGAAUUCAGGAGAAGAGACAGGCUCUUUGGCAGUCCUCCAGAAUGAGAGAGGAUCUUCUCAAGGAUCACAGAGAAUCCAGCAGACUGACAGUGGUUCUUUGCAAUCUGAAAAUAAGCAAUCAGUUAUGUCGGCUGGAGAACUUCAGAAUACUCUUGAGAAUGGACAAGUGGAUAAUGAAAAAUCGUCUGUUCUACCAAAGAGCCGAGUGGACCACAAACGACACUCUACCCACCAAAAAUUAGAUAUCGGUGACAUAUCCACUCACGGGGAACCUGAGAUCAGUAAACUUGGAGGUUCCAAUUUUGCCCUAAGGAGCCUGCUGACGCUUCGACCGUAUUCUAGUUAUCGGUUGAUGGCUGGAAAGCGGUUACUGUGUGGAACCGAACGUAGACAUUGGCUGCUAACCCAACCAGGAUGCCGCAGCCUCUAUCACUCGCAUGAUUAUGCCCCCAAGGUGCUGAUGAGACUACAGCCUUUUACUCGAUAUCGGCGUGUUGUCAGUAAGCCACAAUUGCAUGAAACCAAAUCCAGACAUUGGUUCUUAGUACAAGGAGUUAGUGCCCAUAGUCGGCAAACAAUGGAGACCAUUCCUGAUAAUCUGUGUGAGGCACAAGAGUUGAGUGAGUCUCUCAAAUCAGGUACAUGUAGCAAUCUAAGCAAUCCCAAUCUUCCUACUGAGAAAACUCCUGCGGAAGAUUUAAAGGCAGUUGAAUCUAAUGAAUUUGAAGUUGACGAAUCUCCUCAAAGCAUCAAAGAAUCUGGUUCGGAAAAGACCUUGGAAGAAACGUCAGCAACUCAACCCACCAAGGCAGGUGAGCUUGAUGGUUCACUUUCUCAAGAGACCAAGCUGACAACAAAACAUUGUACUCAGAAAAGGUCGAGGCAGAAACGCAGAAAAUCAGCCAAGAAUAAUUGUCAUGCAGCCAUUAAAUCCUUUAAGGGAGUCAAAAAGGAGCAAUCAAACACGGAUCACACUUCAGCAUCAAAACCGUGCAGAUCAGAACAGAUCAUAGAAACUGAAGAAAACGUGUCUGGGCAGUCAUGCAUGGCUCAGAACAUUGCCAGUGGUCAGUCUUGCGAAAGUCCUACAUGUAUGUUCAGUACAUCCCUCAUAGAUGUUCCAGAAAUUGCACUAAGCCAUAACACUGGGCAAAGGGACGAGGAUGCUGAUUCUCACCAGGCAGUGUCUCCUGCACAAGACAUUGUCCUAACGUCAACUGAUGCCAGCAUUCAAAUCAAAACACAGAGUGUCCCUGACUAUAGCCCAAAAAUCGUCAUGAUGAUGCGACCAUAUCCAGCCUAUCAAAAAGUUGCAGGGAAGUCCAUGUUGCCUUGUAAAUUCACAGGCCAUUGGUUCUUAACUGAAGUCCAGGGCAGUGAUUUCAAACGUGAGAAAGUUGACGAUAUGGUAAGGAAUGCUGAGCAAAAGUCAGAUAGCCUUCUAGCCAUAAAGGCAGUUGAAUCUAAUGAAUUCGAAGUUGACGAAUCUCCUCAGAAUACCAAUCCCAAUGCUCCUGCUGAAAAAACUCCUGAGGAGGUUUUGUUGCCGGUAGAGCUCAGCAACCCCUCAGAAAUAUUACUGCCACAGCAUAUACAGGCAGUUGAAUCUAAUGAAUUUGAAGUCAACGAAUCUCCUCUGAAUAUCAAGCAGUCUGGUUCGGAAAAGACCUUGGACGAAACUUCAGCACCUCAACCCACCAAGGCAGGUGAGCUUGAUGGUUCACUUUCUCAAGAGACAGAGCUGACAACAAAACCAUGUACUCAGAAAGGGUCAAGGCAGAAACGCAGAAAAUCAGCGAAGAAUAAUCAUCAUACAGUCAUUAAAUCCUUUAAGGGAGUCAAAAAGGAGCAAUCAAUCACAGAUCACACUUCAACAUCGCCAAAGCCUUGCAGAUCAGAAGAAAUCAUAGAAGCUGAAGAAAACGUGUCUGGGCAGUCAAGCAUGGCUCAGAAUAUCGUCAUUGGCCAGUCUUGCGAGAGUCCUACCAGUAUGUUAAGUAAAUCCCCCAUAGAUGUUCAAGAACAUUCAUUAAGCGAGAACUCUCACCAAAAGGACAAGGACGCUGAUUUUCUCCAGGCAGUGUCUCCUGCACAAGACAUUGCCCCUUCGUCAACUGAUGCCAGCAUUCAAAUCAAAACACAAAGUGUCUCCGAUUAUAGCCCAAAGAUCCUCAUGAUGAUGCGACCAUAUCCAGCCUAUCAAAAAGUUGCAGGGAAUUCCAUGUUGCCUUGUAAAUUCACAGGCCAUUGGUUCUUAACUGAAGUCCAGGGCAGUGAUUUCAAACAUGAGAAAGUUGACGAUGUGGUAAGGAAUGCUGAACAAAAGUCUGAUAGCCAUCUAGAAAUAACAGCAGUUGAAUCUAAUGAAUUUGAAGUUGAUGAAUCUCCUCAGAGUACCAAUCCCAAUGGUUCUGUUGAAAAGACUCCUGUGGAAGUUUUGUUGCCAGCAGAGCUCAGCAACCCCUCAGAAAUGUUUUUACAACCACAGCAUAUAAAGGAAGUGGAAUCUAAUGAAUUGGAAGUUGACAAAUCUCCUCAGAAUACCAAACAGUCUGGUUCCGAAAAGGCCUUGGAAGAAACGUCAGCACCUCAACUCACCAAGGCAGGUGAGCUUGAUGGUUCUCUUACUCCAGAGACCAAGCUGACAACAAAACAAUGUACUCAGAAAGGGUCCAGGCAGAAACACAGAAAAUCAGCAAAGAAUAAAUAUCAUGUGGCCAGUAAAUCCCUUAAUGGAGUAAAAAAGGAGCAAUCAAUCAUGGAUCACACUUCAAAAUCACCAAAAUCUUGCAGAUCAGAAGAAACCGUGGAAGCUGAAAAAAUUGUGUCUGGGCAGUCAUGCAUGGCUCAGAACAUUGUCAGUGGUCAAUCUUGCGAGAAUCCUAUGUUGAGUAAAUCCGUCACACAUGACUUAAGCCAGAACACUCGGCAAAGGGUCAAGGAUGCUGAUUCUCUCCAUCUGGGCAAAACAGUCCAAACUAGAUCGUUGACACAAAAGCUUGAACGGCCUAAGAGACGUUUGAAACCCACUGAAAAAUCCUUGCUGCACCAACUUGCAAAAGCAGUCAAGACGUGUAGGCAUUCUGCAAAGCCAACUCUCAAACUUAAAACUGUCCGAAAACCAACCAAAAAGUCCCCAAAGCCUGAAUUUGGAAAAAAAUCAUCGAAUUCAAAAAGUAAGCAACGGGCAGUAUUUGCUACUAAAAUCCUGGUGCCAUCUAGACAAUCUUCAGGACCUGAUUUGAGAGCGGAUGCUACCUGUACAGAGAGGGAACCUGAUUCUACUCAUCCAUCACUGUUGCAAGAAACUUCUGACGAAAGUGUUUCUGUGAUCCAGUCACAAGUUGGCCUUUCCCAAGGAUUGGGCGACUGUUUGAAGGUGGAUAAAGUCACUGGUGAUAAGAAGGCAACACUUGCUAAACAGAACAGGCUGCAUAAAGUUUGCCUGGACAUACAGGUGCGAGGCUUGUCACAAUUGCACCAUCUGAUCAGUAUAGCAAACCAGAUAUCCACCAUGCCGUCAGCGAUUCCAGACUCAGACACGACAUCGGGCAAUGAUAACCUGACCACUGAGGAACAGUGUACAGAUAGUGAAGUUGUGCUAGAUUCAAAACCACAAGUGGUAGACACUAUGCAGGUGGAUGAUACAAAUGAGUCAACUUGUGUCACAGAUGUUGCUGUGAGCUCGCCAUGUUUGUCCACAAUGCCGUUAGCGAUUUCAGACUCGAACAAGACACCGGGCAAUGAUAACCAGACCACUGAGGAACAGUAUACAGAUAGUGAAGCUGUGCUUGAUUCAAAACCACAAGCGUUAGACACUAUGCAGGUGGACGAUACAAAUGAGUCAACUUGUACCACAGAUAUAACUGUAAGCUCGCCAUGUUUGUCCACAAUACAGUCAGCGAUAUCAGACUCUGACACGACAUUGGGCAAUGAUAUCCAGACCACUGAGGAACAGUAUACAGAUAGUGAUGCUGUGCUUGACUCAAAACAACAAGCGGUAGACAGUAUGCAGCUGGACGAUACAAAUGAGUCAACUUGUGCCGCAGAUGUUACUGUAAGCUCGCCAUGUUCGUCCACAAUUCCAUCAGCGAUUUCAGACUCGGACACGACAUUGGGUAGUGAUAACUUGACCACUGAGGAUCAGUGUACAGAUAGCGAUUCUGAAGCUGUGCUCAACUCAAAACCACAAGCGGUAGAUAGUAUGCAGCCGGAUGAUACAAAUGAGUCAACUUGUGCCACAGAUGUUACUGUGAGUUCGCCAUGUUUGUCCACAAUGCCGUCAGCGAUUUCAGACUCUGACACGACAUUGGGCAAUGAUAACCAGACCACUGAGGAACAGUAUAGCGAUUCUGAAGCUGUGCUUGACUCAAAACAACAAGCGGUAGACACUAUGCAGCUGGAUGAUACAAAAGAGUCAACUUGUGUCACAGAUGUUACUGUAAGCUCGCCAUGUUUGUCCACAAUACCGUCAGCGAUUUCAGACUCCGACACGACAUCGGGUAGUGAUAACUUGACCACUGAGGAUCAGUGUACAGAUAGCGAUUCUGAAGCUGUGCUCAACUCAAAACCACAAGCGGUAGAUAGUAUGCAGCCGGAUGAUACAAAUGAGUCAACUUGUGCCACAGAUGUUACUGUGAGUUCGCCAUGUUUGUCCACAAUGCCGUCAGCGAUUUCAGACUCUGACACGACAUUGGGCAAUGAUAACCAGACCACUGAGGAACAGUAUACAGAUAGCGAUUCUGAAGCUGUGCUUGACUCAAAACAACAAGCGGUAGACACUAUGCAGCUGGAUGAUACAAAGCAGUCAACUUGUGCCACAGAUGUUACUGUGAGCCUGCCAUGUUUGUCCACAAUGCCGUCAGCGAUUUCAGACUCGGACACGACAUCGGGCAAUGAUAACCUGACCACUGAGAAACAAUGUACAGAUAGCGAUUCUGAAGCUGUGCUUUACUCAAAACCACAAGCCAUAGACGAAAUGCAACUGGAUGAUACAAAGCAGUCAACAUGUGCCACAGAUGUUACUGUGAGCUCGCCAUGUUUGUCUCAUAUGGAAUCAGAAUCGAUUUCUGUUGAAGACAUGAUCUCAACUACAGAUGGAAUGCAAAGUCAUACUGAGAAAGAUCACAACAGCAUGCCUGAGCAAGAGGAACACCAGGACGAAUCCUCAAGAGACUUCUUAACCGAAGAUGCCGCAAAUAUCACAACUGAGAAAAACAAGUGUUUUGCAGACUCACCCAUUCCGAUAUUUUCUGGAAAAGAAGAGGAAAAAAAUAAGCCUGGGACAGAGGUGUUAAAUCUCACCAAAGGAAGACAAGCCAAGCCCCGUCGAAGAACCACCAUGAGGCUCCGAAAGAAGGACAAGCACUUUCUGUUUUCCAGAUUGGGGUUUAAGAAAACCAAGCGAAGAGCUUUUCAUGUGGUUCAUAACAACAAGCAUGGCAGAGGGCGAAAGCCUUUGACAGUACGAGCUGGUGAAACAAAUAUAUGUGAACAAGGAAAGGGUUUAAAUGAACAUGGCACAGAGAUUUCUCAAGGCAUCCUAGGUGAUCCAGGUAGUUCUGCCCUUCCUUCGUGCACUCACAGGCUAAGGAAACGGAGGGCUAAUGUUUUCAGGCUCACCCAUGUGAUGUUUGCAGCAGCUUCACAGAAACCCUCACCAAGUGCGAACCCAAAAACCAAACCUACCAUAGGUAGACCCCGGAAGCUAACCCAUGUGAUGUCUGCAGCAGCUUCACAGAAACCCUCUCCAAGCGUGGACCCAAAUACCCAAUCUAGCAGAGGUAGACCACGGAAGCCAACCAAUGUGAUGUUUGCAGCAGCUUCACAGAAACACUCAUCCAUUGCGGACCCAAAUACCAAGCCGACCAUAGGUAGACCACGGAAGCUAACCGAUGUGAUGUUUGCAGCAGCUUCACAGAAACACUCAUCAAUUGCGGACCCAAAUACCAAGCCUACUAUAGGUAGACCACGGAAGCAAACCCAUGUGAUGUCUGCAGCAGCUUCACAGAAACCCUCUCCAAGCGUGGACCCAAAUACCCAAUCUAGCAGAGGUAGGCCACGGAAGCCAACCAAUGUGAUGUUUGCAGCAGCUUCACAGAAACACUCAAUUGCGGACCCAAAUACCAAGCCUACUGUGGGUAGACCACGGAAGCUAACCGAUGUGAUGUCUGCAGCAGCUUCACCGAAACGCUCACCAAAUGCGGGCCCAAAUACCAAAUCUAGCAGAGGUAGACCGCAGAAGCCAACCCAUGUGAUGUUUGCAUCAGCUUCACAGAAACACUCAUCAAUUGUGAAGCCAAAUACCAAACCCACCAUAGGUAGACCACGGAAGCUAACCCAUGUGAUGCCUUCAGCAGCUUUACAGAAACCCUCACCAAGGGCAGACCCAAAUACCAAAUCUAGCAGAGGUAGACAACGGAAGCCAACCCAUGUGAUGUUUGCAGCAGCUUCACAGAAACACUCAUCAAUUUCGGACCCAAAUACCAAGCCUACUACAUGUAUAGGUAGACCACGGGAGCGAACUGAUGUGAUGUUUGCAGCAGCUUCACAGAAACACUCAUCAAUUGCGGACCCAAAUACCAAGCCUACUAUAGGUAGACCACGGAAGCAAACCCAUGUGAUGUCUGCAACAGCUUCACAGAAACCCUCUCCAAGUGUGGACCCAAAUACCCAAUCUAGCAGAGGUAGACCACGGAAGCCAGCCAAUGUGAUGUCUGCAGCAGCUUCACAGAAACGCUCACCAAGUGCGGACCCAAAUACCAAAUCUACCAUAGGUAGACCACGGAAGCUAACCUAUGUGAUGUCUGCAGCAGCUUCACGGAAACCCUUACCAAGUGCGGACCCAGAUACCAAAUCUAGCAGAGGUAGACCAUGGAAGCCAACCCAUGUGAUGUUUGCAGCAGCUUCACAGAAACACUCAUCAAUUGCAAACCCAAAUACCAAACCCACCAGAGGUAGACCACGGAAGCCAACUGAUGUGAUGUUUGCCGCAGCUUCACAGAAAGCUUCACCAAGUGCAGACCCAAAUACCAAACCUACCAGGAGUAGACCACGGAAGCGGAAGCUUAGUCCACAUGAGAAUUCCUCUCCCACAAACAACAUCUUGCCCUCUUUACAUACAUGUAGGAGGGGAAAAGAGUUCUGUACAACAGAGCUGCCUUCCAAUGUCCAGUUAGAUUUGCAGCACCAUCGCCAACAGAAUUCCAGGAGUAUUAAACUACAAGAUAAACUAGAUGAUGCUAACAGUAAUGCAUUGAGUAAACCACGUGGGAGGAAGCGAAAGAAGAGGGUUUUCCCUAAAAGAAAGGGUGACCUGCAGUCACCAGGGACGAAUUUGAGUAGAGAUGCCCCACCUGCUUGUAUGCCAGCCUCAAGCCCGGACCACCUGCCACCCGCCAAGAGAAUAAAGCAGCUCAUCCCAGGCUACGUCAGCCCAGACAAAGAGGAAUUCACUCUGGAGGAAUUUUGCAGCCUAAAGACACUCGAGGAAGCUGUUGAGAUGGCUGCCAGAGAGACAAGCAAUGACGAGCUUCCUCAUCUGAGUCCUGUCUCCAAGAGGAAGAUGAAAUCUAGUGAUUCCAAAUUGCACAGGGUCUCCUCUUCAUCGAACAAGAAGAGUCGUGCAAAGCGUUCUUCUCGAUCACCGGAGGGAUCCUACUGGGACUGCAGCGUGUGCACGUAUCGGAACAAGGCCGAAGCGUUCAAGUGUGCCAUGUGUGAUGUUCGCAAAGGAACCUCAACCAGGAAACCGAGGCUGAAUGCACAAUUAGUCGCCCAGCAGCAGGCUCAACAGAAUCUGUCCCCGCUAGUCCACGUCAAGACAGUCAAGCCAGCACCGCGGUCCAGCCCAGUACAGCGGAAAACAGGCAGUCCUAAGAAACCUAGACCACGUUUAAAAAACAUUGAUCGCAGUUCGGCCAUCAGCACUGAAGUGGUUGUCAACAACGUACCAGUCAUCAUCACAGAGUACAAGGAGAAAUCGCACACGAGAACCACCGUGGAUUCUGACGAAGCCUCGGCCGACAGGACAAACGGCAACGUCAACGGAUUAUGAAGAGCGCCCUCCCAUGUGUUUUUUUUUUUUAAUAACUCCCGUCGUCGGAGAGACUAGCCCGUGGUGUUUUUUUGUCGUCGCCCGUGAAUAUGCUGCAUUUUUUGUACCAAAGUUAUAAACCGUACACAUAGGUCAUGUUAGAAUCUCUGUAAUGUGCUUUGUAUUGUGCUGUGUCAAAAAAUUCCUUACGGUCGAAAGAACCUAACGGUCGACAGAACCUAACCUAACAGAAAGAACCUAACGGUCGAAAGAACUAACCUGAAUCUGUGCAGUACACCGUUAGAAGAUGUAACGUUGUCUUGUGAAGUACGUAGCUGUUACAUUUUGAAAUUUCCUUUUGCAAACAUGCAGAAUGCACUAAUGCUUGACUGUAAUAUUAAAUUGCUUUAAGCUUAACUAGCGAGGAAUAAGAUUGAAUGCCCCAGUUAGUGGAUGUCUGUGAACACCUGGUCCAGUGGUGGAUUAUGGGAUAGAUCACGUGCUUGAAGACCUCUGUCUUUUGAGGACAAGUUUUGAAAUACGACACAAUCUUUUAUGAAUGCACCACAUUCUGUUACCGCAAUGAGCAACAGUUUCUUGCGAUAUUUGUAUUUACUGCACAGUUUUAGCCCCUUUGAGCUCAGACGAAAAGUUGAGAAACCCGCCCCUUUCAAAGGAAUGGCUAGGAUGGAGUUGCACUCAUUCAUGUAGAAAAAAAAGAUGCAUGCAUGUAAAUAUUAUUGCUCAAGAUAAUUAUGACGGUUAAAAAAAAAUGUGCUAAAAUCAGUGCGUUUAAUGGAAAUUCAAAUGGAAGAGAUCCCUCAAUUUGCACACUUUCAUUGGGCCAAGAUAGUGGAAAACUGUCAAGAAUGAGAUUCAGAUUCUCGAAAAUGUCAAUAUUGCUUUGAUCAUCUGUUAGUAAGUAGUGUAGAAAUUUUGGGUUUUCUGUUUUUGCAAAAUAGAUACUUGCAUGUAGAUACCUCAGUUCUAGACACAGCUGCUCAAUGAACGUUGAAGUUGGGGCAUGGCACACGAUUAGCUUAAAUUGCACUUUUAUGCAACUUUCAAAAUGCAAAUACAGGCUGAUCCACUUUAUACAACUCUUUUUGUAACUAGACACAAGGUAGGCCAAAUUAAAGUCAUACUAGUAUUAAAGCAGUAACAAUGUUACUUUCUGAAUGUUAGUGACCUUCAUGCACAUUCAUUAUCCUGAGCUCAUACUUGUGAAUUGUCUUAUAAUGGACACCAUACAUGUAUUAUUAGCCUGUGCCAGCAUUUCGAAUUUGUGGUGUUUCUUUUAAAGGAUUUUGAAGACUCCAGUCAAGAAAACGUGCAUUUGUUAAGCCACCAAUAUUCUAAUAACAGUAAUAAUUGAAGUGAUUGUCUGUUGAUUUACUUGUCAGUUUAAAGGUACACAUUGUCAUAAGAGUAAAUUGACAUAAGAAUGUAAGGCCAAAAAAAAA